Drosophila nasuta is the source of this 2791-nucleotide messenger RNA. Its product is annotated as serine/threonine-protein kinase meng-po. Lineage: Eukaryota; Metazoa; Arthropoda; Insecta; Diptera; Drosophilidae. The record is from RefSeq and is a predicted model, not a curated record. The coding region runs from base 381 to 2519 and encodes 712 amino acids. The transcript has 8 exons. Gene Ontology annotation, molecular function: ATP binding; protein serine/threonine kinase activity. Gene Ontology annotation, biological process: protein phosphorylation.
AGAGCAGUUGGCAACGGGUUUUCAUCGAAUGCGGCCACGGAUAAUGCAGAACUAAGAAAUAAACGCAUUGUGCAAAACAGUGCAACGCUCCUUAAAAAAAGAAAUUAAUCUAAAAAAAAAAGAAGUGUUGAGAAAGUGAAACAAAUCAAAAUCAAUGUGAUCGGGAAAUUGUAAUUGCAGCUGAUUUAAAUGAAUUGAUUUAAAAGUUACUCGAAAUAAAUAACGGACAUUUUUUCUGCUGAGCAUAUUGAAAUUGGUUUGAAAGCAAAUACAUACUUGUAUCUGAUGUGAUUUGAACUGAUUGAAAUACACACUCCUGAGAAAACAUUCGAACAUUAUAAAAUUCGCAUAAAUUGUGAACACACAUGUAAUACGCCAAAAUGUCGAAGAAACCACGAGGGCAUAUACACAAAAUUCGUGAAUUCGAAUUGGAAAAGAUACAACUGGUGGAUGAGUUUGAUAUCAUACAAAUUGUUGGCGAAGGAUGGUUCGGAAAGAUUUUGUUGGUUGAACAUCGGGGAUCUCAAACCGAAAUGGUACUGAAAGCGGUUCCUAAGCCAUAUGUGACAUUACGUGACUUCUAUCGCGAAUUUCACUAUGGACUGCAUCUGGGCGUGCAUCGGCACAUCGUAACCACAUACGAUGUGGCCUUUGAGACGGCGGGAUUUUAUGUAUUCACCCAGGAAUAUGCACCACUGGGUGAUCUUACGUCAAAUGUAACCGAGACGGGCGUGGGAGAAGUGUACAGCAAACGUGUGGCUAAACAGUUGGCCUCCGCCAUAGAUUACAUGCAUUCAAAAGACAUUGUGCAUCGCGAUAUCAAGCUAGAUAAUGUGCUCAUUUAUCGCUCAGACUUUCAACGCAUCAAACUGUGCGACUUCGGCGAAUCCUUUCAAACUGGUACCUUAGUGGAACGGCGCAAUGAAUGGUUGCCCUACAGUCCACCAGAAGUAUUAGAAGUCAAGCCCGAAGGCACCUACAAAGCCGAUCCCAGUCACGAUGUUUGGCAGUUUGGCAUCGUCAUCUUUGUCUGCCUCACAGGUUGUCUGCCUUGGCAGAAGGCUUGUUCCGAGGAUCCUCGCUAUAUGCGAUAUAUGGUCUGGCAAGGCAGCAUAAUGAUGAUGCCUCUACGACGCACACCAAAACUAUUCAAGCUAUUAACUUCACGUGCACAGCGCAUGUUUAAGCGUUUUCUGGAACCUAGAAGCGGCAACAGGCCAAAGAGUCUGGGCGACUUGACCAAGUUCAUGGACGAUCGCUGGCUGGCCAAGACGGCGGAGAAGGAAAUGGCUGAAUAUGAGACAGACGAACUGUGCCCUUCCAUGUAUUCCUUUCACAGCAGCCCCGACGAAAAAAAUCGCCUGCUCUACACACUGGCCGACUGUGGCAUCGAGACAAAUGUCGAUCGUCAGCUCAAGAAGAAUCGCAUAAAAGACUGGAUUGAAUCGUCCAUCAUCACAGAGGAGGAUGAGGAAGAGAACGAGGAGACAAACUCGGCAUCGCCAACAUCGUCUGUCUCACGCGAACCGAUGCCCGGCCACAUCUCCUCCAUACGCCAGCCACAGCAGCCGGAGAAAUCCAAAGAGAUCAAGAGCACACUGAAAGAUGCCACACAGAAGCACUUCGAUCCACGCACUGGAGCACUGCAGCAGGGACCAAGUGAGAUGGGCAUGGCCAUGCACACAUCCAAGUCGAUGAGUUUGGCAUCGUCGUCGACGCUCAACAAUGCAGACAGUUUGCUAACGCUGGGCUCUAGGCAGGAUAUGCUGGCCAGCAAUCUGACCAUUUAUAAUUCUAUGGAAAUGGAGCUGAACCGCUUAGGUAAGGCUCAGCCACUGCUGCAAGUGGAGGGCUAUUUAACUCAAUCACAGAGCAACAACCAACUACUAACCGCACUCGAUGUGCCGCACGACGCCCGCUCCUCCACUCCUGCCGCUAAGAACUCCAUCGGCGUUGGCACACGGGGUGCCACCAAGAGUAUUCUGCACCGCUCCAAGUCCGACUCACUGCAGGGGGCCAUGUACAACAGCAUGCCGGCCAUUGAUAACGUCAACUCCUUUACCGCUUUUAACACCAAUAUUAACCAGCAGAGUCUGCAACCGUUGCUGUUGCAACAGAGCAACAGUAAUGCACCCAAUGGCAGUGCCUACUUCAGCAGUGGUAAUAACAAUCGAACUAAUCAAAGUAAAACGGUGACUUUUAUGGGCUUAACUAAUGCCUUCCAAUCGCUUGCUCAACUCCCAGUGCUGUCUAAUCCAGUCCAGGCACCUGCUGUGCCAUCUGCCGUCCACUCGAAUUAUUUUAAUCGCUCCCACAAUGAUUCUCAAGUCAAAGACAGCGCGUAUGGAUCAGCUGAUGUGAACGAUACGAUGACCACACACCAUCCGCAACAUCCACAUAGCAAUGCCCGGCAAAUGGUUUACAAUGGAGGAGGAGGUGGAGCACGCGAAUCGAAUUUGAAGGAUACGGCUUACGACCGAGUCGUCGUCACUAACAACAGCGCGCGAAAGCGCAGAUAGCUUGUGCAACAUCACAUCCACGCUAUGCUACACAAUACUAUUUGCAAGUUCCAAUAAAAAUUAAACGUAAAUUUGUGAAAAACACUUCAUCUUCUGUUUGUCGUUUUCAAUUGAAAGGCAUCAUUACGUUCUUAAAAAAUUACGUUUCCAUUUAUUAUGCGUAAAAAUCCAAAAACAAGCCAGAGCCGGAGACAACUCUGUUGCAGACAAUGCCGCUUACUUGAGGGGAAUAAAACGUGAGCUGUGGGUGGCACCAAUACCGGGCCUACCGU